Molecule: messenger RNA, 1680 nt
Organism: Oenanthe melanoleuca
Lineage: Eukaryota; Metazoa; Chordata; Aves; Passeriformes; Muscicapidae
Product: signal-regulatory protein beta-1-like
Exons: 5
Coding region: 266-1507 (413 amino acids)
Cellular component (GO): plasma membrane
Source: RefSeq, a predicted model, not a curated record
GUGGACAUUGCCAUUAUGGACCAGUGUUGUGACAGGAGAUGGUGUGCACACUAAGAAACCAUUGGGACGUGACUGCAUGGAGGAACUGGACUGGUGGUGGCCCCUUUACUUCCCCUUUGCUGCCUGAGGGACCAGCACCCACUAAGCUAAGCCCAGUCCAGCUGAGUCAGCUGAGCCCAGCCCAGCAGAGUGCAUUGGAGCCAGAUCCAGCUGAGCAAAGCCCAGCCAUCAGGGAGCAAGACGUGGCAUACACAAGGUUCUGGUGAUGCAGGAACUGCCUCUGCUGUGCCUGAUGCUGCUCCUGCUCUGCAGAGACAUGGGUAUGAGUGCCCAGGGCUUCACUCUGCACCAGCCCCAGGACAAGGUGUCAGUGGAACAGGGGAAGACGCUCACCCUGAACUGUACCACGUCUGGAAGGGAUAUAAUAGGUCCUGUGAGGUGGCUGAAGAGCUGGGGCAGUGAGAACAAGACCAUCUAUGACCAGAGAGAGUCCUUUCCCCGUGUGACGAGAGCAGUGGAUGGGUCCGACACAGACUUCACCAUCCACAUCAGGAACAUUCAGCCUGAGGACAUGGGCACCUACUACUGUGUGAAGUAUACCAGGGGAGACACUGGUGAGGAGGUGGUGUUUCAGCGUGGCAGUGGCACAGAGGUGUCUGUGCAAGCCAAACCCAGCCCUGUUCUGGUGUCUGGGCCUGAGCAGAGAGCGGUGCCGGGGCAGUCGGUGCCUUUCACCUGCACAACUGGAGGGUUCUUUCCCAAAGAGAUUGGGGUGAAAUGGUUCAAGAACAAGAAUCCCAUGGUGGCUCAGCAGCCCCAGGUCACGGAAUGGAGUUUGAAAACCUACAACUUGUCCAGCACCGUGAGAGUGACCCUGCAGAAGGAUGAUGUCCCCUCAGAGCUCACCUGUGAGGUGCAGCACUCCACGCUGCCGGCCCCGCUGCGUGGGAGCUUCCAGCUCAGCAGAGUCCUGCGAGUUCCCCCCAGUGUUGAAGUGAGCGCUGAGCCGAGCCCCGCUGAGGUGGACAAGACUGUGACCUUCACCUGCCUCGUGAAGGAGUUUUACCCAGCAGCUGUGUCCAUUUCCUGGCUGGAGAAUGGGAUUCAGAUAAAGGUGGAGGAUGUCUCCCAGCCAUCAGAGCUCAGCAAGGGCUUGUUCAGGCUGGAAAGCCAGGUGGAGGUGCAAGCGAGGGAAGAGAAAAACGGCUCAACAAUCACCUGUGUGGUGGUGCACGAUGCCCAGGCCCCUGCCACCUCCUCAGCCUUGCUGUGGAUCUCCAACGUGGCCCACAGUCGGUCCCAGAUGGGUCAGAACUUUGUGUCCAGCCUCCUCCUCCUGUGCCUUGGCAUCCUGCUGGAGAAGGCGCUCCUCGCUGGGCUCCUCUUCUUCCUCUUCAAGCACAUGAAGAGCAAAGCACUGGAGAUGUUGCCUUAUCCUGCUCCACCCCAGUCCCUGGCUCCUCGAGCCGGGUCUCAGGACUUGCCCACAGCCACCAGUGAUGUGUGAACCUGGAAAUAAAUGAAGCAGGAUACAGAGGCUGCCGUGGGCUGCUCCCCGAGCCUCCAGUCUCGGGUCUGUCUGUGGCCUUACACCCGCCCUGCUCUGGGGCUUGGCGCUGCCCGUCCCCGGGGCUCGGUGCUGCCCGUCCCAGUGCCCAGUGCCCAGUGCCCAGUGCUAUA